AUGGGCAACAGUGAAAUGGAUAAAACCACAAAAGAGGAGUCAAAGACGCCGCCACCAACGUCACAGGAGCAGUCUUCGACCACCACCAGCACUGGAGCAAUUACUGCAGAUUGGGCCAACUUUCAGGCAUAUUCUCCUAUGCCUCCACAUGGAUUCAUGGCACAAAGUCCCCAAGCUCACCCUUAUAUGUGGGGUGUCCAGCACAUUAUGCCUCCUUAUGGUACUCCACCACAUCCCUAUGUUGCAAUGUAUCCCCAUGGUGGUAUAUAUGCUCAUCCAUCCAUGCCUCCGGGAUCUUAUCCAUACAGUCCUUAUGCGAUGCCUACUCCAAACGGUAUUGCUGAGGCUUCAGGAAAUACUCCUGCCAGCAUAGAAACUGAUAGUAAGCCUCCUGAGGUGAAGGAAAAAUUGCCAAUCAAAAGAUCAAAAGGAAGUUUGGGUAGUUUGAACAUGAUCACGGGGAGAAAUAAUGAACAUGGUAAAUCAGCGGGCACAUCUGCUAAUGGAGUUCACUCAAAGAGUGGUGAAAGUGGAAGUUUUGAAGGUACUAGUGAAGGAAGUGACGCAAAUUCUCAGAAUGGCUCUCAAUUGAAAUCUGGAGACAGGCAGGAUUCUUUUGAAGGUGAACCAUCUCAAAAUGGAAGUUCAGUGCAUACUUCUCAAAAUGGGGGACUUAAUACACCACAUACGGUGGUUAAUCAAACUAUGUCUAUCAUGCCUAUCACUGCGACUGGUACUCCUGGAGCUGUUACUGGCCCCACAACAAACCUAAAUAUAGGAAUGGAUUAUUGGAGCACGCCAGCUCCAUCCAACAUUCCUGCUCUCCGUGGAAAAGUUCCGGCUACUACAGUUGCGGGAGGGAUAGUUACUGGUGGAUCACGGGAUAGUGUUCAGUCACAACUUUGGCUACAGGAUGAAAGAGAGCUUAAAAGGCAAAGGCGGAAGCAGUCUAAUAGGGAAUCUGCUCGGAGAUCCAGGUUGCGCAAACAGGCUGAGUGCGACGAGUUAGCUCAGCGUGCUGAUGUUUUGAAAGAAGAAAAUGCUUCUCUCCGAUUAGAAAUAAGUCGCAUUAGAAGCGAGUAUGAGCAGCUACUUUCCGAGAACGCAGCUCUCAAGCAGAGACUUGAGGAACAACCGGGUAACGAUCAAAACGUUGGUAACGACACUCAACAGAGUGGACAGACAGAGGAUGUGCAAGCUGGUCAUUAG
Molecule: messenger RNA, 1209 nt
Organism: Vicia faba (fava bean)
Lineage: Eukaryota; Viridiplantae; Streptophyta; Magnoliopsida; Fabales; Fabaceae
Source: the annotation of a GenBank genome assembly